UCCUUUCUUUCCUUAUGAACGAUCCAAGAAAAAUCCAUGGCAUUGGCAUAGAGAUUCUCUUUAGCGAUCGCUCCAGUGAAAGCAAAUUCUUUCUUUGAGGUUUUUUUUCUCUCUUUGCUGCGCCUUUUCCGCCACAUUCCGGCGCUCUUCCCGUCUCUGAAAGUUCAUCGCGUCGGAUUACUCGAUUUUUUUCCGGCGAGGAAGGAAGAGGAGGAAGAGAAAGAUGAAGAGGGUUUUCGGCGUCAAGAAAGACAAAGAACCGCCUCCUUCUAUUCAAGAUGCAUCCGAAAGGAUCAAUAAAAGGGGUGAUUCAGUAGAUGAAAAGAUAAAGAAGCUUGAUGCUGAACUCAGUAGAUAUAAGGAGCAGAUCAAGAAAACGAGGCCGGGUCCAGCUCAAGAAGCUGUUAAAGCUCGGGCGAUGAGGGUUCUUAAGCAAAAACGAAUGUAUGAAGGACAACGUGACAUGUUGUACAAUCAGACAUUUAACCUAGAUCAAGUUGCAUUUGCUUCAGAGGGCAUUAAAGAUGCUCAACAAACGAUGUCGGCCUUGAAAUCUGCCAACAAGGAGUUGAAAGGAAUGAUGAAAACAGUGAGAAUACAGGACAUAGACAACUUACAAGAUGAAAUGAUGGAUCUGAUGGACGUGAGCAAUGAGAUUCAAGAGACUCUUGGUAGGAGCUACAAUGUACCUGACGACAUUGACGAGGAUGAACUUUUGGGUGAGCUUGAUGCGCUGGAAGCAGACAUGGGAUUCGAAACUGAAGCUGAUGGGGUCCCAUCUUAUCUCCAGCCUGACAAGGAACCUGAUUUAGAUGGAGAGCUCAACUUGCCUUCAGCUCCUACAGGUCAUGCAGCAGUUCCCCCGGGCAGAACCAAUGCACAGGCUGAGGACGAAUUGGGUUUACCAGCUGUUCCUCGCGCAUCGCUUCGAGGCUAAAAAUUGCCAUACUCCUCUCUUUGUGAUUCAUACCAUCUUUAUCUUGGAGCCGGUGGAGCGAACCUUUGUAUACAUGUUGUGCAGAUUCUACAUUUGAUUCAUAUAAAUAGAUUAUUAUUCACUUCCACCAUGUAUGUGAAACCUGCAUUUGGAAUUGUUCCUCCAGGCAGUCUGAAAUCUUUGGCUAUGCAAACAAGAUCAAACUAUACUCUAUAGGCACAUUCUUGCUCAAUUUUUCUUUAUAAAAAAUAAAAUUUUAAUA
Molecule: messenger RNA, 1199 nt
Organism: Momordica charantia (bitter melon)
Lineage: Eukaryota; Viridiplantae; Streptophyta; Magnoliopsida; Cucurbitales; Cucurbitaceae
Gene: VPS60.2
Product: SNF7 family protein
Biological process (GO): vesicle budding from membrane; late endosome to vacuole transport via multivesicular body sorting pathway
Cellular component (GO): multivesicular body
Source: RefSeq, a predicted model, not a curated record